AUGCCGAGCCCCGGCGCGAAGAUCCUGCGCGGCAUCCUCGGCGUCGCCCUCAGGGGCGCGGCCGAGCGCGGGCCGCUGUCGCGCGAGCUCGGGAGCGAGCUCCGCGCGGCGUCGGAAGCGCUGCUGUCGAGCGGCGUGACGCGACGGCCGCGACGCGACGACGACGACGCGAGAGCCCCGGGGCCCACGGGGAGAUUCGCCGACGCGAUCGCGCGCGCGUCGUCGUCGUCGUCGUCGUCGUCGUCGUCGUCGUCGCCCGCGGCGACGCCGUUCCGUCCGCCGCCGGGGGCGACGCGAGGCGCCGCCGCCGCAGCGGGCGACGCGAGCGAAGAUCCCGACGCCGACGAACCGUCGACGUCGACGUCGACCGCCGCGUCGCCGCCGCCGCCGCCGCCGCCGCCGAAGCCGCCGAAGCCCUCCUCCUCCCCCGCGCCGCCGUCCGCGCCGCCGCCGCCGCGCAGAGAGGUCGCGGUGCCGUCGUCGCAGAUCGGACGCGUCGUCGGGUUCGCGCAGCUCGGCCUCGGCCUCGCCGCGGGGUCCGUCGCGGAGACCGCGCGCCGCGCGUGGAAGGGCGGAGACGGCGGAAAGAAGAAGAAGAAGAAGGCGCGCGACGGCGAAGAGGAAGAGGAGGAGGAGGAGGAGCCGGAGUACCUCGUCGGCGGCGGGAGUGGCGGCGCGUCCGCGUCCGUGUUCCUCACCGAAUCCAACGCAGAGCGACUCGCCGCGGGCCUGUCUCGCAUGCGCGGCGCCGCGCUCAAACUCGGGCAGAUGCUCUCGAUCCAGGACGACGCGGUGAUCCCGCCCGCGAUCGCGAAGGCGCUCGAGCGCGUGCGGCAGGGCGCGGACAUCAUGCCGCCGAAGCAGUUGGAGGCGGCGAUGCGCGAGCACCUCGGCGAGGGGUGGCGGGAGAAGAUGGUCUCGUUCGACCCGUCGCCGCUCGCGGCGGCGAGCAUCGGGCAAGUGCACCGAGCGACGUACCUCGACGACGAAGACGGCAGCGAGACGCGAGGGCAGACCCUGGACGUGUGCCUCAAGAUUCAGUACCCCGGCGUCGCGCGGUCGAUACACUCGGACAUCGACAAUCUCAUGACGCUCGUGUCGUUCACGGAUCUGUUGCCGCGCGGGCUGUACGUAGAACACGCCGCCGCGGUGGCUAAGGAGGAGCUCACGUUGGAGUGCGACUACGAGCACGAGGCGCGGGCGCAGGAGAAGAUGCGAGAGCUGCUGAGGGACGACCCGGCGUGGACGGUGCCGAGGGUGAUCCGGCCGCUCAGUGGGAAGGGCGUCCUCGCGACGACGUUCGCCAAGGGCAAAGCCAUCGACGACGCGAAGGACUUGCCGCAGGACGAACGCGAUCGCGUCGGCGCGGAGUUACUCCGGAUCACGCUGCGCGAGCUGUUCGAAUUUCGCUUCAUGCAGACGGACCCAAACUUCGCCAACUUUCUCUACGACUCCCCGUCCAAGCAGCUGACGCUCAUCGACUUCGGCGCGGCUAAGUCGUACGCGAAGCCGUUCGUGGACGACUACCUGCGGAUGGUCGUCGCGUGCGCCGAGCGCGACCGCGCCGGCGUCGUGGACGCGUCCGUCGCGCUCGGCUUUCUGAGCGGCGAGGAACCGGAGGUUCUGAUCGACGCGCACGUCGAGGCCGGGUUCCAGGUCGGGACGCCGUUCGCGACCGAGGGCGCGCACGACUUCGCGACGAACCGUGCGAUGACGCGGAAGGUGGCGGGUCUGGGGAAGGUGAUGCUGAAGCAUCGGCUGAAGGCACCGCCCGAGGAGGCGUACUCGUUGCACCGGAAGCUGUCCGGGUGUUUUCUCGCGUGCAUGCGGUUGGGCGCGAGGGUGGACGCGAGGAGGAUGCUCAGGGAGACGUACGAGGGGUACGACUUCGGACCGGGCGUGGGCGGAGGGGAGGAGGGAGAGAGGGGUGACGCCGUCGAGCCCGGGCUGGCGGCCGCGGCGGCGUGA
Messenger RNA from Micromonas pusilla CCMP1545, 1968 nucleotides. RefSeq lists its product as uncharacterized. The record is from RefSeq and is a predicted model, not a curated record. NCBI's taxonomy places the organism in Eukaryota, Viridiplantae, Chlorophyta, Mamiellophyceae, Mamiellales, Mamiellaceae. Gene Ontology annotation, biological process: ubiquinone biosynthetic process. The coding region runs from base 1 to 1968 and encodes 655 amino acids. The transcript has 5 exons.